Arachis stenosperma is the source of this 682-nucleotide messenger RNA. RefSeq lists its product as uncharacterized. The record is from RefSeq and is a predicted model, not a curated record. Bases 5 to 499 code for a protein of 164 amino acids. The transcript is spliced from 4 exons. NCBI's taxonomy places the organism in Eukaryota, Viridiplantae, Streptophyta, Magnoliopsida, Fabales, Fabaceae.
AAAUAUGGGCCAGUCUCUGCAGAAAUUAGCUCCUGGUUCUGAAGAGAGAAAGAUCAAAGAGAUUAUUCCAAUUAUAGAAUCAUGCUAUGAAAAAAAUCUCAAGGAUGCCAAGAACCUCCAGUUCGAAGAAUUCUACCGUAUCAUAUGCGACAUAGUCGAGAAAAUCAACGAAAAUCUUAAAAACACGCAAUUUAAGCUGCCUCCAGUGAAUGAUCUAAAGGACGCAUUCGAUAAACAUCAUGGUGGAGAGAAGAGGAAGGAGAAGCUAGAAAAAGAAGAUUUCCAUGAGAUCCUUAAGGAAGUGAUGACAAAAGGGUCAUCAAUAGAGUUAUUAACAGGAAUUGGAGCAAAGGAAGCACUCAUGUACAUCUUUGGUGUCCCUUUGGCAACCCUUUUCCUCAAGCGCACAGCUAUGCCUAAUGCUCUUCGUGAUGACUUCUUCAUCCCUGGUGUUACUUCCCUCACUGUCCUCAUCCUUGCUGCCCUUAACAAGAUUUGAUGCCACUUUACAUUUCUUAAACUUGGGGGUUCAUUUAUAGGGUGCCAUGUUCUUAUUACCUUAGUUAGCAUGGUGAGAACAAAAAUGAUAUGUUCAUAUACAAAAUUAACCACCAAAUCAGACACUACCUAUUUAUUUAUUAAUAGGUGUUUGUACGUUCCUACGUAGAGGAAUUAAGUCAAU